UGCAGCUAAAAAAUGGCUGACCGAUUUUGAAAAAGGGGAAGGGGUUACGAUAAAAGGUGAAAAGACGUGGAAGAUGAAGUUUGUAAGAGAGAGGAAGGGUGCAGUAGUGUGCUGGUGGUGGUUAGAGAAAAAAAGAAAGGAAAUAUUCUUCCUCGCCUUUCAUGUUUUCCUUUUGGUGUUUUCUGCUCAUAAUAACAACAACUUGAACAAAAAAUUUCUUCUCUUUUCUUUUUUCUUCUCAUUUCUUUUUUCUAGCUUCAUCACCAUCCUCGCUAGCUAGCAGCUUCCUGUUUUUUCUUCUCUCUCUCCUUCUGCGUUUGUCUGUGCUUAUAAUGACUACUCACCUCAGGUUGUUCUUCAGCUUCGUCCUCUUCCUCCACCCUUACCUGAAACUCCUCACUCCUCAGAUUUGAUUAUUAUGGUGAAGAUUACUUUUCAUUAAAGAGAAAAGGACUGUUUCUUAGCUUUUUUUUGAUAAAAAAACACUCCUUUCCAGCCAUGUCUUCCCACCCAGGCUUUGUAUUCUAGCUCUUUCUCAAUAGCAGCAGCAGUAAAGCUUGAAAUAGCCUUUCUUUCUGAUCUUCCUGGGGAAAUGAUGUCUGGAGAUGUGUUUUCAAUCCCUUCUUGUCUCAAGCCCACUAUUCAUCCUCCUCCUCAAGAACCUAACCCUAACCCUAAGCCCAAUCCUCCCUCCAAGAAGAGAAGAAAUCUACCAGGUACACCAGAUCCAGAUGCUGAAGUUAUUGCACUAUCUCCGAAGACUCUAAUGGCGACAAACAGAUUUGUCUGCGAAAUCUGCAACAAGGGAUUCCAGAGAGACCAGAACCUGCAACUUCACCGGAGAGGGCACAACCUGCCAUGGAAGCUCAAGCAGAGGGCCAAAACGGAGCUGGUGAAGAGGAAGGUGUAUAUCUGCCCGGAGAAGAGCUGCGUCCACCACGACGCUUCCCGGGCUCUCGGCGACCUCACCGGAAUUAAGAAGCAUUUCAGCCGGAAGCACGGCGAGAAGAAAUGGAAGUGUGAGAAAUGCUCCAAGAAGUACGCCGUUCAGUCGGAUUGGAAGGCCCAUUCUAAGACCUGUGGCACCAGAGAGUAUAAAUGUGACUGUGGAACGCUUUUUUCCAGGAAAGAUAGCUUUAUUACCCACAGAGCUUUCUGCGAUGCUUUGGCUGAGGAGAGCGCACGGAUCACUUCCGUGGCUGCCACUACUUUGAGCUUCAGGAACAAUGAGGCUUUAUUGAGUCAACAUCAUCAGAGUAAUUUGCCUCACGGGUUUUCUUCCGGUGCCGGAAUUCCCCAGAUUCCGGCCGGGUUCCAGCCGGAUUUCCAGCAGAAGCCGAGGUUGUCUCUGUGGCUAGACCAGGCGGGGGCGAAUAACACCACCACCAACAAUAGUAAUCACCCACACCACCACCACCUCAGCAGCCCAAUUCAUCAAAUGCAAGCUGCGAAUUCGGGCAAUCUGUUCGGGUCAAAUAGCUCCACCGGGCUGCCCGAUAUGUUGCACGGACACAUUGAUGGUUCGCCCCUCAUCUAUGGCCAGUCCUCGCCUUCGAUUGAGAAUUUCGCAACGGGGAGCCUCUCUUUGUCUACUCUCCCGGCGCAUGAUAAUGAGGCGGCAGCGGCAGCGGCAGCGGUAGCGGAAGGAGGAAUGAUGAUUCUAAAUAAGGUUUCGGCCACAUCGUCGUCCAUGGCCGAAACCUUGAACUCGAUGUACACCCAUGAGAACCACCACUCAUUGGCCCCGAUGUCAGCCACCGCUCUCCUACUGAAAGCGGCGCAGAUCGGGUCCACGAAGAGCAACCCGACAUUGUACGGAAACGGAUUCGGGCUCAUGAAUUCGUCAUCGUCAUCCUCAAACAACUUGCGGGGUUUCGCCAAGGACUCGCACAACAACAACUUCAACAGCCCCGGCAAUGACAGCGGAGGUGUAGAGCAUUCGGCAUAUUUCGGGCAAAGCCACCGCGGGGUGUCGAUGAGCGGGGUCAAUUCGAGUCAUUUAACGAGAGAUUUUUUGGGGAUGGGAAACGAAGGCGGGCGGCCAUUUUUCGCUGAGGAGCUAGUGAAGUUCGCAUCCUCCAUGGGUUCAGCAGGUGGCAUGGGGUUGAGCCAUUUUGGCAGCGAUGAUGAUGAUCACCACCAUUAAUUCUUAUGGAGAUGUACCAGUUCAGGUCAUAGCUCUUGAGUACGUAUGUGUAGGCAUCACAACUUUGCUAAGGCAGCUUUUCUCAUCAUAUUCAAUUCUUGCUUUUGGGUUUCAUAAAAAAUCUGAUCUGAUCUUGUAUGUAAUUAAAAUUGCGAUUUUUUGUUUACGUUUCAAGACUACUGUUUUUUAGAAUAAAUUUGGUAGAGACGUAAAUUACUAAAAACAGUACUUCAUCGGUACAACAAGCUAAAACAAUUUGUGAUUUUUAUUUUUAUUUGCUGUACCCAAAUAUCGAUCUACUAUAUUCACCUUUCAUAUAU
Molecule: messenger RNA, 2466 nt
Organism: Cuscuta epithymum
Lineage: Eukaryota; Viridiplantae; Streptophyta; Magnoliopsida; Solanales; Convolvulaceae
Source: the annotation of a GenBank genome assembly